AUGGUGAGCCUCGUCGCUACACUUGCUUCGCCGCGGGAUUGGCCUGCUAGUGCUUUGCUGCUGGUGGCUACUCUUGUUAUUUCGCUUCUUGUUCGUUUGCUGAGGCGGCCUGGCCUCCCUUCGGGUGCGUCUUUUACGGAAUGGGGUGUGCCCUUCAUCGGCUCCCUCAACUUCUUCACCAAGAGAGGCGAUUUCCUACGAGAGGGCACGAAACGUAGCCCCAACGGUUACUUCAACUUUUACUAUGGCUCGUAUCCUAUCGUCGCUCUCUCAGGAGAAAAAGCUCGCUCAGCGUAUUUUAAUGCGAGAGGUCUUGAUCUGAGCGCUGGAUUCAGGAAACUCUUUUCUGCUGGCCCUGACAUUGACCGUAUGCUUGGCUGCAAUAUGAGUGCUUACUUUACAGUGCUCUUCAAGAAGCUUACUGCCAAGGAACACCUGGUCACUUGUCUUCCUUACCUGAACAAAGAUGCCCGCGAUGCCUUCUCCGCAGUCGACACGUCUGUUCCCUUGGAUCCCUUUGUAGUUCUUUACGAUUUGCUUUGCAAAUUCACUCACCGCACUGUCGGCUGCCAUGACGUUGCCGAAGACCCUGCGCUUCAGGAGAAGACGAUGCGGUACUACGAGAAGCUGGAUAAGACUGCCGCCAUACAGGUCAUGUUUCCGUGGCUGCCUACGCCCACGAAGCUCAACAAGAUAUGGGCGGGGGCAAAGCUGCAUAUGCUGUUUGGGGAUAUAAUCCGGGAGAGGCGAAAAACUGGUCGUAAGGCGGAAGACGUGAUGCAGUACCUGAUGGACAAAGGAGAGAGCGAUUUGCUGUCGUCAGCUUUUAUUAUUGGCGCCUUGUUCGCCGGCUUGAUCAAUACGGGAGUCCAGUCUGCGUGGAUCCUCUGCUAUCUCGCUCAUGACCCCGUCUGGUAUGCAAAGGUCAGAGCUGAAGUUGACGCAGCUGUUGAGAAAUAUCGCACUUCAGACGACCAGGCGCCAGUAGAUGUUCUGGCAGGGCUUUCACUCGAGGCAUGGGAGUCUGAGUUCCCUUGCAUCGAUUUUGGAGUGCGGGAUAGCAUUCGACUGAACCUCAUGGGAGCUUCGAUUCGCCAGAACACUUCUGGGAGGGAUAUCGUGCUGGGUGAUACCGGCGUCGUUGUCCCGAAUCAAGCUUUUGCGGUGUAUCAUGUGUCCGAUGUCCACAUGGACGAGUCUACUUACAAAGAUCCUCUCAAAUGGGAUCCUGGGCGAUAUUUCCCCGACAGGGGGGAAGACAAGAAACGCCAACAUGGAUAUAUUGGCUGGGGAACUGGAUUACACCCAUGUUUGGGAAUGAGAAUUGCAAAACUGGAACUGUUUGUUUCUACGGCCACCUUUUUCGCCAUGUUUGACUUUAAAGCCGUGGAUAAGAAUGGGAAUCCGGCGAUGGGGCCGCUGCCGUCUUAUGAUAGUAAUGCUCUGGUAGCGAAGCGUAUGAUUGACACUGUCUAUUUCAAGUGCGAUCGCAGGUUUUAG
Molecule: messenger RNA, 1500 nt
Organism: Trichoderma aggressivum f. europaeum
Lineage: Eukaryota; Fungi; Ascomycota; Sordariomycetes; Hypocreales; Hypocreaceae
Exons: 6
Coding region: 1-1500 (499 amino acids)
Molecular function (GO): iron ion binding; heme binding; monooxygenase activity
Source: RefSeq, a predicted model, not a curated record